UCGGCCACUUCAAAAGGGCGGUGUCCCCCAUUUGCUCCGAUCAAAUCACAAAUUUUUCAUUCUUCUUCAGCAAAAAUGGUUUACCCCCAAACUUUCGAAGGCUACGCCGUCACCGACUCGGCCACUUGGAACAAAGUCGAAAAGAUCGAAUUCACUCCUAAGGCCUUUGGCCCAAAGGAUAUUGAUAUCAAAAUCAGUGCCUGUGGUGUUUGUGGCAGUGAUGUCCACAAUGUCCGUGGGGGCUGGCACAAGCCCCACUUGCCGGUGGUGCCAGGCCACGAGAUCAUUGGUACAGUGGUGAGAAUCGGUGACGAUGCCACCACCAACCUCAAGGUUGGCCAAAGAGUGGGUGUUGGGGCCCAGGUCUGGUCAUGUUUAAAAUGUGAAACCUGCUUGGAGGAAAACGAAACCUACUGUCCUGACUGGGUCGACACCUACAACGACUUCUAUCCCGAUGGGUCCAAGGCUUGGGGAGGUUACGCUUCGCACAUCCGUGUUCACGAACACUUUGUGUUCCCAAUUCCAGACGUAUUGGACUCCAAUGAUGUAGCUCCUAUGUUAUGUGCGGGUAUCACCGUGUACUCGCCAUUGGUGAGAAACAACGCCGGCCCCGGUAAAAAAGUGGGAAUCAUUGGUAUUGGUGGAUUGGGCCAUUUCGCAAUCAUGUUCGCCAAAGCGUUGGGUGCGGAAGUCUUCACCUUUUCCAGAACCAACAGUAAGAAGGAAGAUGCCCUUAAGUUGGGAUCCGACCAUUACAUCGCUACCUACGAGGACAAGGAUUGGUCCACCAAGUACGCCAGAAAGCUUGAUCUUAUUGUGUCGUGUGGAAACUCUUCCAAGAACUUUGACUUGGAUGGGUACCUCAAGUGUUUGAGAGUUCACGGAAAGUUGGUGAGUGUUGGAUUGCCCGAGGAGCCAUUUACCGUCAGUCCUGGUACUUUCAUUAAGAACGGAUCGUUGCUUGGUUCUUCACACUUGGGAAGUCGUCAAGAGAUGUUGGAUAUGCUUAAGUUGGCAGCUGAGAAGGGUAUCAAGUCGUGGCACGAGGACCUCAAGGUGGAUGAAGAGGGUAUCUCAGAGGCCUUGACCCGGUGUUACGAGAAUGAUGUCCGGUACCGGUUUGUGUUGACCGACUAUGAAAAGAGUUUCAAGUAGGCAUAAGCGAUUCGAACUGCUCGAAGAGUAGGAGUGAAGAUUUGUAGUCUUUAGACAAUGCACAAUGCUAUCGAUCU
This is a messenger RNA of Yamadazyma tenuis ATCC 10573, 1232 nucleotides long. Its product is annotated as NAD(P)-dependent alcohol dehydrogenase. Gene Ontology annotation, molecular function: alcohol dehydrogenase (NADP+) activity; zinc ion binding. Gene Ontology annotation, biological process: alcohol metabolic process. The record is from RefSeq and is a predicted model, not a curated record. Lineage: Eukaryota; Fungi; Ascomycota; Pichiomycetes; Serinales; Debaryomycetaceae.